AUCGAACCGGAAAAAAACUACUGCACUUUCCUUUUUCGACAUUCUCUCAUUUCCUCCAAUAUAAAAAAGCUUAGAAAGCAAUGAGGGCAAAGCUUGGACGAUCUAAACCCUAGAUUUUCCCCGGAAUAAUCAAUACGAUGGUGAAGAAGAGCUGCGACUAUGAAAAUCAUUGUUAUUUUUUGAAAUCGAGAGGAUUUGUCGCCAGUACUUGCUUGUUCGUCACCUGUGAAUGGAGUCUUCGAAGAACUCGAUUGUGAAGGGCCAAGAGGAUCAACGGCCGUUAAAAGAGGAUCAGCGGGCGAAGAUUGUAGAAUGGGAAGAUUAUGAACAGGAGCUCGCCCGCCUUUGCAGUUUGACUUCAGCACUUGAACAAGGGAGGGGGAAGAAGAAUUUGCUUGAAGAGAAGCUCCAUUCAUUGAUACAGAUAGAAGCAGAGUCUUUAAGUCGGUUAAAUGAGCUUGAUCGGAUGCGUGAAAAACUGGAAUCUCGUAAGUUAGUGAUGGGAAAUAUGUCAAUGCACUCCAAGGUUGUGAAGGAGAAGGUCAGAAAGCAAGAGGAACAACUUAGUGCUGAAAUAAGAUCUCUAUUGGCUGGUGGAAGUUCUCUUUCCGAGGCCAACAAGCGUAUGCUGGAAGCAAGCAGGUCACUUGCUGGAGAAAAAGGUUAUGGUCAUUUGAGAAACUUGCAAAAAUUAUUGAGAGUAAGGCAACAGUAUAUGGUCUCACAGGUUUCCUUGCUAUAUCCAGUAAAGGUUGUGAUCUGCAAAACCCCUGAGCAAGAGCUUGAAUCGUUUAGUAGCAGUACCAAGUCAGGUGUUUCUGAUGGAUCAAAACACGUGGACCACACCACUUUGACAAUCUCAGGUCUGCAUCUAAACGUGAUCCCUUUUACAAAGAUGAGUUUUUUCACUGACAAGAAGGAGGUUCAGCGAUCCUCAACUGCCCUGGGAUAUGUUGCCCAUGCUGUAUCACUUAUUGCAUCUUAUUUACAAGUGCCUUUGCGCUAUCCAUUACGAUUGGGGGGUUCUCGAACAUAUAUACGUGACUGUACUCCUUCAAUUGAACAUUCAGCAUCCAGUACAACAUUGGAUUCAUUAACUUUGACAAGCAUGAAGCCUGUGGAAUUUCCCCUCUUUAUUGAGGGUCAGGAUUCAACUAGAGCAGUUUAUGCUGUAUUCUUGCUGAACAAGGAUUUAGAGCAGCUCUUGAAUUUUAUUGGUGUCAAGAGUUUAGGACCACGCCAUGUUUUAGCGAAUUUAAAGGAGCUUACAAGGACUAUUCUUUCUCCAGAGUAUAUAGAUAUGUGACAACUGCGACUGUAUUGUAAGUUUCUGUAAAAAUGGAGUGUUUGUAUUCUUAAAGUGGUGCUUUAUUUUUUACAGCGGUGCACACUAUCAUGUUGGUCAGAUUAAUACAAAUUAUUAUAAUUGACAGAAACAUAUCUGCUAGUUACUUUUUGGUAGUGACACAAUUAUGUUCUUGAAUUUAGGCAUGUUAAAGCUUUUGCAUUU
Messenger RNA from Striga asiatica, 1510 nucleotides. NCBI's taxonomy places the organism in Eukaryota, Viridiplantae, Streptophyta, Magnoliopsida, Lamiales, Orobanchaceae. The record is from the annotation of a GenBank genome assembly.